Boleophthalmus pectinirostris (great blue-spotted mudskipper) is the source of this 986-nucleotide messenger RNA. RefSeq names its product sulfotransferase 2B1-like. Gene Ontology annotation, biological process: sulfation. Gene Ontology annotation, cellular component: cytoplasm. NCBI's taxonomy places the organism in Eukaryota, Metazoa, Chordata, Actinopteri, Gobiiformes, Gobiidae. The record is from RefSeq and is a predicted model, not a curated record. The transcript has 4 exons. The coding region runs from base 1 to 621 and encodes 206 amino acids. Gene Ontology annotation, molecular function: sulfotransferase activity.
AUGGUCGAUCCCAAUUUCUACAACUUUUACCAGGGAAUGCACGUCCCCAGUUUCUUCUACACUCCGGAGUCUCUGAAGCACUGGGAGGACUUCACGUUUCGCCCGGAUGAUGUUAUUGUAGCAACGUACCCCAAAUCAGGUACAAACUGGGCGAUGGAGAUGGUGCCACUGGUUCUGUCUGGAGGGGACUCCAGUCUGGUGGACUCGGUGGCCACAUGGGAGCGCAGUGCCGGGAUCGGACAUGUGCAGGUCCUCGGCAGGGACCUGGAGAACAGGCCCUCCCCACGAUUCUUUGCUACGCACUACCACUACCAUGCCCUGCCCAAGUCCUUCUACCAAGUCAAACCCAAGGAUCUGCCGCAGGUGGUGAGAAGGACGGCUGAGUUCCUGGAGAAGCCCCUGGACGAGGAGCAGGUAGACAGGAUCGCAGACAGGUGCUUGUUUAAGAACAUGAAGAAACACAACAACAAAGCACCCGCCGCCAUCGACCACUCCAAGUUCUACAGGAAAGGAAUUGCUGGUGACUGGAAGAACCAUCUGUCAGAGGAGGAGGUGCAGCACUUUGACUCUGUAUACAAAGAGAAAAUGAAAGAUGUUGAUUUUAAGUUCCCGUGGGAUUAAAACGUUUUGUUCUCCAAAACAUUUCACUUUUAAUUUCUUUUUUUUUUUUUUUUUUUGGGUGGCACUUUUUAAUGCACAUCAAUUACAAAUCAACUCUAAAAUAGUUUCUUCUUGAAGGUGCUUACAGUGCACUUCCUGACCUCAAUAUGACCUCCUUAUCCAAUAUAUCUGAGCAAGAACAACUAGCAUGCUAACAGUGAUACACCAGCCGCUCAUUGACUUUUAUUUAUUUCACAUUUUUCUCCGAUCAAAGUGCAUGUUACAACCCGACAGAGCCUCGUCAAGAAUAUCAAUUCGAAAUAAUGACACAGGUUUGACACGAAACAAGCAAAGAAAGCGGCUCAUCUGUACAGUUCGAUCUGCAG